This is a messenger RNA of Lichtheimia ornata, 423 nucleotides long. RefSeq lists its product as uncharacterized. Bases 1 to 423 code for a protein of 140 amino acids. The transcript has 3 exons. NCBI's taxonomy places the organism in Eukaryota, Fungi, Mucoromycota, Mucoromycetes, Mucorales, Lichtheimiaceae. The record is from RefSeq and is a predicted model, not a curated record.
AUGAGAGUUCUCAAGACGUCUUCACAUUGCCUCUUUUGGGUGAACAUGUUGGAUGAUGGUACCUCUGGCAGCAACAGGAUACGGAUCUCAAAGCAAGAAUGUGAAACAGCAGCAAGACAACAUGGAUGGCAUGGAGAUACGGUUUCCAUUUGUGACAAGAAUGCUAUUGAGCAGCACCACAAGGUAAGAGGUUCAUUGUGGGAUUGGUUGGAUUCAAGUGAACUUACCAAACACCAUGCAGUGGCAAAUCCUCUUUCGGCGAUACUAUUAUUAUCAAGGCUGCACGUCAAGGACGUCAUUGUACUAUACUUUCCUGUGGAACUCUACAUGUUGUGCCCGGGGACAGUGCGACUCUUGUUGCGGCCUCAUGGAUUUAAAAUUGCAUCCUCUGUUCGCACGGCUCCAUCGUUUUACGGCUAUUGA